GCAGGAGUGGAGCAGCCCGUACGCAAAAGGGAAAGCCGCUUCCUUCCUCUUUCCCUAGCAGAGACGUUAUGCAAAGGGGAGCCUGUUUUGCUGCGGUGCGUCAGCAGGCCCCUUUCACAGCAUCCAGGAUGCCGGGGAGGGCAGCGCUGCUUGUGCUGGCCCUUGGCCUAGCUGGUGAGUCCUGCUCGUCUCUGAUUAUUCCUGCCCCAACCCCUAAUGUCCAGCAACUGCACAAAAGUCCACGCUGACCCUUGACCCUCCAUGGAGCACAAUGUUUAGGGGGGAGAGCGUUACUCUGAUGUGCAGCACAUCCCACCGUCCUGGACAGAGAUUCACAUGGUAUCGCAACGAAGAGUUACUCAGACGCCCAAUAAAAAACAGCUACAGAAUUGAAAAGACACAGAUGCGUGAUACAGGUAGAUACCAGUGCCAGGCUUCUGGCUCCAGGCGAAGUGACCCCGUUCAGCUGACCAUUUCUAAUGAUUGGCUAAUUCUCCAGGCCCCGUACUAUGCCGUGUUCGAAGGGGACCCGCUGCGUCUGAGGUGCUACGGAUGGAAUGGAGCAAAGGUGUCUUGGAUAAGAUAUUACAAAGAUGAAGCAGAGAUUACACCAUCCCGUGUGAACUCAGAGCUGUCCAUCAAACAAGCAAGGACACGUGACAGUGGCAAAUAUCACUGCACAGGAUCAAUGAUCUUCAGACCUAAUGAAAUUUCUCCUAGCGAGUCUAUUUCUGUCCAAGAGUUGUUUUCGACUCCGGUGCUGAGGGCAGCAGGCUCGGGUGACCCCAUAGAAGGAAGCCCAGUGACCCUGAGUUGUGUCACACAGCUCAACCCCCAGAAAUCGGACACACUGCUUCAGAGAUUCUUCUAUAUAGACAACAGGGCCUUGGGAGAACCUAGGAGCUCCCCUGACUACCACAUUCCAGUGGCAGGGCUACAAGACUCAGGAUCUUACUAUUGCUAUGUGCAGACGGUGACCUCAAGUGUUCGGAAACGGAGUCCCGAGUUAAAGAUUGCUGUUAAACGAAUCCCGGUGUCCCAAGUCUCCCUGGAGGUCCAGCCCCUCGGGGGGCAGGUGACGGAAGGGGAGUGGCUGAUGCUGAACUGCUCUGUGUCUAUGGGCACGGGGCCAAUCACCUUCUCCUGGCACCGGGAGGGCUCCAGACAGGCUCUGAGAACAGAGACUCAGAGCUCUCAGAGGAUGGUCUAUGAGAUGCCUGCAGCCACGGAGACCGACACAGGGGAGUAUUACUGCAUGGCCUCCAAUGGCAACGUCCCAGCACCGAGCCCAAGGGUGAAAGUUGCCGUGAAGGUUCCAGUGUCCCCGCCUCAGCUGACCGUCAGCACAGCCGGCGCCUGGGCCGCCAUCGGGGACGUGGUGGAGAUCCGGUGCGAGUCGCCCCGCGGCUCAUCCCCCAUCCUCUAUCGGUUUCAUCACGAGGGAGCCGCUCUGGGGAGCAGGACGGUCAGUUCCCGAGGGCCAGGAUCCCUUGCUCUGAAUGUGACAUCUGAGCGGGAUUCUGGGACCUACUCCUGUGAGGCUGAUAAUGGCAUGGCCAGCGGCCCCCAGCACAGCGAUCCCUUCCACCUCUCCGUGCUUGUGCCUGUGUCCGGGGCCACCAUCGCCGCAGAUCGCAUGGGGCCAGAGGUCAUGGCUGGAGAAAGCCUGAAUCUCAGCUGCUCGGUGGAGUCCGGCACCACCCCCUUGUUCAAGUGGCUUCACAACGCCCAGGAGCUGGCUGCAGCCUCGGGGCUCGACCCACCCACGGCUGUGGGGAAUACACUGCAUUUCGGGUCUGUGCAGCUGGGCCAUGGAGGGAAUUACCAGUGCAUUGCCAGCAACCAGCUCAGCCCUCAAAGAGUCUUCCAGGCCCCCAGCGAGAUCCUGGCCAUCACCGUGAUAGAGCACGCGAGCCCCCUGGUGGUUGUGCCUGUGACUGUCUCCAUCCUGUUCUUGUUCCUGAUGGGUGUCACUGCGGCUCUGGUGUUCUACUUCAAGUGCUGGAAGAAAACAGAAGGAAUGGUUUUCAAUGCCCCGGGGAGGCACACACAGCUCCCAGCCCAGCACGAACCCCCUGGCCAGAGGCUGCCUCCACCAGGGAGCUUGGGCCUCCAUGCUGAGGAGCCAUCUUACGGCAAUGUGUGUCCCCUGGAGCCGGAGAGUGGAGACGUGGAGUAUACGGUUGUCAACAUCAAGAAAAGAAGUGGGGAUAAACCCAAGGGAACUCCACCAAGGGACAACGGCAUGGAAUGCAGCACAUGCAGGCUGGGGCCAUGGGGGACUUGUCCCUGGCUGGUGCCCUCUGCAUUGGGACUGACAAGCCGGAGCAGAGAUGGAGGCAAAUGCUCUGGGUCUGCACAGCUGCUGCUGCCUAGUGAGGCGUCGUGAGCAGAUGAUUUGCUGAAGGGGCCCAGGCAGCAGCCCAGAUCUCUGUUAAUCCCUGUGAUGGGUCUGUGCCUCUCCAUCCCAGGGAGUUGCCGGCUUGGCUGUUGUGCAUGGAGGAUCUGGCCCAAUGGGACUUGUGACAACUGGGCUAAUUCGCCUUGCCACCAAUAAAGGUUGGAUUUGCUA
Messenger RNA from Mauremys reevesii (Reeves's turtle), 2572 nucleotides. Its product is annotated as Fc receptor-like protein 2. The record is from RefSeq and is a predicted model, not a curated record. The transcript is spliced from 14 exons. Lineage: Eukaryota; Metazoa; Chordata; Testudines; Geoemydidae. Gene Ontology annotation, molecular function: transmembrane signaling receptor activity. Bases 272 to 2389 code for a protein of 705 amino acids. Gene Ontology annotation, biological process: cell surface receptor signaling pathway.